This is a messenger RNA of Parasteatoda tepidariorum (common house spider), 1529 nucleotides long. Its product is annotated as MICAL-like protein 2. NCBI's taxonomy places the organism in Eukaryota, Metazoa, Arthropoda, Arachnida, Araneae, Theridiidae. The record is from RefSeq and is a predicted model, not a curated record. Gene Ontology annotation, molecular function: protein binding.
GCAGGGUCAACUUUACCAACUUCCUGUCUCAACCAGCUUUUUUUACAAAGAGAGCCAACCGUAAGCUCUGUUUGCGCUCAUAGUAGUCCCUGUAGUUGUGGGAAAAAUAGAACUGGCCGGACAGGCUGGCGUUUUUUGGCUCUCUUUUCCUUUGCCCGAGCGCCGAUUGUUGUGUUUUCAUCAUCAGUCACUCUCUUCACUCCAAUUCAUGCUCUGCACGGCUUCAUGAUCAGUCGCUUGUUCGAAAUCGUCUGCUCUUUUGUGUGUGGCCCUUUUUUGGAAAUAAGUUGAUUUUAUUUUUUAUCUGUUGUGGAUUUUCCAAGUAGUUUGCUAAUUUAAAAGAGGAAUUUUUUAGUAUCUUUUAUCGUCUGAUUUUCUGUUGAAUUAUCUUCCCUGGAUCUUUUCAUUUGAGUUUGAUAUUUUGUUGUUAGCAUAAUGGGUGAGAAACGUGGUAUGAGAGCAUUGGAGUUGUGGUGCCGACGAGUAACGGAUGGUUACAGAAAUGUCAGAGUCAAUGAUAUGUCCACCUCAUGGAAAGAUGGCCUUGCUUUCUGCGCUUUGAUACACCAUUUUAGACCCGAUCUUAUUGAUUUUGAAUCAUUGUCCAAAGAAAACAUGCUGUAUAAUAAUGCACUGGCUUUCCAAGUUGCUGAAGACAGAUUAGGCAUUCCUGCUUUAUUGGAGGCAGAGGACAUGGUGAAAUAUGAUGAACCUGAUACCCUCAGUAUUGCUACUUAUGUUUCCCAAUUCUACCAAUUCUUUGAAAAUGGCGCCUCCCACAAACUCGGAGUUCCUGCACCAAAGCCUGUGAACAGCCGUGUAACUCCUUUGCCUUGCAACCGACCUCCUACCACAAGUAUUCACACUGGACCCUUGAAUAAGCGCUGAUUUUGAUGCAGUGAACUUGGAUAAAAGCCUAAAAUAUAAAACUGUAGAAUUAUUGCUCAUCACCAUUUCUGAAUAAUUCACUGAAAAAACCAUGUUAUUUUCUUCAACAUAACUUUUCACAUUUAGCGUCUUAAAAACAUUCAUUAUCAUUAUCAGUGAUUUUUUUUCUCAAACUAUCUGCAUAGAUUUAUGUAUAAUUUUAUACUCAUGCCUUUGCAAUGUUUUUGUAAAUUAGUUAACACUGCAGCCCUUAUGCAAAGGCAUCAUGUUGUGCAUAUUUUUUUACUAUAAUCAAUUUGUACUGUUGUAUCUUUUUGUAGUUCAAUAUAAUCUGUAGAUUCCUAUUUUAUUUGCUAUAUUGUUACGUAUAUGUUUUCAUUGUGUUGUAUUUUUUAUUGAUCCAUCAAUAAGAUGAUUGUAACAUAUUGAUUAUGAUAGAUGAUAUAAAUAACAUUUUAAAUUAGGUUUGUUAAAUGCUAGUUCUUUUAAGCUAGAAAUUUCUUCUUUAUUAGUUUUGAAGUAAAAGUACCACCUUUUAUACCUAAAGACUGUUUUAUUAAUAGACAAUGCUGUAAAUAUUUUUGGAUACAUUUUAUUGUUCCUCAGUGUUUUGUUGUAUAAAUAAACAUAUUAUAAUCAAA